GAUUGGUGAGUGUGAAGAGGCACAGGAAACACAGAUGUAGAAGUUUAUAUAAGGCAUACACAAACAAACUCUUUCUCCUUCGUCCUUCUUCUCUCUCUAAUUCUCCAAAGCAAAAAUGCCCACCCUGUUCUCCAAACGCCUUCACCUCUGUUUCUUCAAGCUCAAAUACCCCACCAUUCUCCACCACCCUCACCCUCCACCUUCCACCGACAACUCCACCACCUUCACCCACCCCUCUUCUUCUUCCGACGACGACGACCAUUCCUCCUCCACGGAGCCUGACUUCGCCUCCGUCUUCGCCUCCCAGCGCUUCUUCUUCUCCUCCCCGGGCACUUCCAACUCCAUCGUCGAAUCCCCGGACACCCGCACCUUCGUCCCCACGGGCGGCGGCGUCACAGUCCCCAAGUAUUCCCUCAACCCCUACGUGGAUUUCCUCCGCUCAAUGCACGAAAUGAUCCGUUCACGCCAAGUCGACAUCACCCAAGACUGGGACUACCUCCACGAACUUCUCCUAUGCUACCUCGCUCUCAACCCCUCUCACACCCACAAGUACAUCAUUCGCGCCUUCACCGACCUUGUCCUCCAACUCCUCUCCUCCACCCCCUGUCGGACGCACAACACCCACCACCACCGGCGCCACCGUAGCCUGUCCGGAAACUUCCUCUGAACAAAAAAAAAAACAUUAACUCAUUAACACGAGUUUUCGUAUCUUUGUCUUGGGUAAAAGGGGUACCGGAGCGGCGAUUGUAUUUUGACGAUCAAAAAGAGAAAUUUAGCGAAACGAAGGAUAAGCAGGUGUGUAUUUCGAUGAAGCUGUUUCGUUAUCAUGUAUUAAAAGUAUAUAGUGCUGCUGCUUCUUUCUUUCUGUUCCUAUUAUGUAAAAUAACUAAACUAUACUAUACUGUCUCUGGGUUUGAAAGAAAAAGCGUGGUGUAAAAUUUGUUGAAGUUUUUGUGUGACGUUGGUGA
Messenger RNA from Vigna angularis (adzuki bean), 968 nucleotides. Its product is annotated as transcription repressor OFP12. The transcript has 2 exons. The record is from RefSeq and is a predicted model, not a curated record. Gene Ontology annotation, biological process: negative regulation of DNA-templated transcription. Lineage: Eukaryota; Viridiplantae; Streptophyta; Magnoliopsida; Fabales; Fabaceae. The coding region runs from base 116 to 667 and encodes 183 amino acids.